Tachysurus fulvidraco (yellow catfish) is the source of this 4531-nucleotide messenger RNA. RefSeq names its product ethanolamine kinase 2 (gene etnk2). Gene Ontology annotation, biological process: phosphatidylethanolamine biosynthetic process. The coding region runs from base 350 to 1315 and encodes 321 amino acids. The record is from RefSeq and is a predicted model, not a curated record. Gene Ontology annotation, cellular component: cytoplasm. Gene Ontology annotation, molecular function: ethanolamine kinase activity. Lineage: Eukaryota; Metazoa; Chordata; Actinopteri; Siluriformes; Bagridae. The transcript is spliced from 8 exons.
AACAAAAUAUGUGAUUUUAAACAUUUUAUUCUUUUCACGUACCGUGUCAUGUUUUUGUCAUGUUUCGUGUUCUGUCACCCAGAAAAUGUUGUCAGUUUCACUUUUAUUAUAAUGCAUUCCUCCUACAAAUCCACCCCUGCUUUCAUUUUUCCCUACAUAACCAACAUAGCUUUCUAAAAGAAAGAAGGUCUGCAUUGUUUCUCGGUGCGUUAUUCACUGCAGCCUGAUAUUCAGACCAGACCAGAGUUUGGCUCCGAGCCUCAAAGAAUCACCAUUCAUUAGAUUAGUAAGAUUACCAGAGUCACCUUCAUCAAAAGGUGAUUAGGGGAUGUGAGAGGACUCUGAUCACAUGACCAGCCGAAAGAGAACGGAAAGAGAGCUUUUCACAGACGGAAAGACCAACAAGUUGGUGGGCUGCUACACGGACGAGAGCCCGGAGGACAUGGUGCUGGUGAGAGUAUACGGCAACAAGACGGAGCUGAUCGUGGACCGUGACAACGAGCUGAAGAGCUUCCAGGUUCUCCAUGCCAAUGGCUGCGCUCCACACCUCUAUUGCACCUUCAACAAUGGCAUCUGCUAUGAGUUUAUUCAGGGAGAAGCUCUCGGCCCGCAGGACGUCAGAGACCCCGUGCUGCUCAGACUCAUCGCUACUGAAAUGGCCCGCGUCCACGCCAUCCACGCCCACAACGGCUGCAUCCCAAAACCCAACCUGUGGAUCAAGAUGCGCAAGUACUUCUCCCUAGUGGCCACCGAGUUCACCGAUCAAGCCUCCAACACCAGAAUCCGAGAGGAAGUCCCCAGUAAGGAAGUGCUGGAAGAGGAAAUUGUGUGGAUGAAGGAGCACCUGUCUCAGCUGGGCUCACCCGUGGUGCUGUGCCACAACGACCUGCUCUGCAAGAACAUCAUACACAACUUGAAGGAAGGUUACGUUCGCUUCAUAGACUACGAAUACUCGAGCUACAACUACCAGGCGUUUGACAUUGGGAACCAUUUCAACGAGUUUGCAGGCAUGAAUGAACUGGACUACGCUCUGUACCCGAGUCGGGAGCUGCAGCUGGAUUGGCUGCACACUUACCUUAAGGCCUACAAGAGCUUCACCAAGAAGAACGAGGAAGUGACCCAGCAUGAGCUGGAGACCCUGUAUGUGCAGGUCAACAAGUUCUCACUGGCAUCACAUUUCUUCUGGGGCUUCUGGGCUCUCAUCCAGGCCAAGUACUCCUCCAUUGACUUCGACUUUCUCGGAUACGCCGUCCUGCGCUUCGAUCAGUACUUCAAAAUCAAGCCAGACGUCAUGGCCUUAAAGAUCCCGGAGUGAGAGACAAGACACUUGGGGGCUUUUGGGAGCAGAGGAACUUGGGAUAGGGAGGGUUCUGAGCUACACCAAGGGUGUGUAUGGGGCAGGUCCAGUUUCCAGGUCCCUCCACUCAAUCACAGCUCAGUCCACAUAUGUGUCUAAUAUGAAGUACAGGGCUUUUUUUUUUUCUUCUUCUUCUUCUUCUUCUUCUUUUUUUGCACUUUAUUUAUUCACUUUUUUGUUUAUUAUCGCAUGCGUCAUUCACCCAAACUUCUUUUGCAGUGGGCUUAACAGUGUCUCUGCAACUAUGUAAAUUGCCUUUGCUUUUUUUUUUAUUUUUUUAUUAUAAUUCUUUUUUUUUUUUUUUUGGUGAGUGACAGAGUGAAGCUGCACACCCAUUAAAAAAAAAACAACCACCACCCAACACCCCCCCAAUGCCUUCCCCCGAAAAAAAAAAAAAGAGAGAGAGAGAAAUUACCUUUCAGACCCGUAGCAGCAUACACUGUAGUCUGGAAGUGCACGCUUGGUUAAGCAUGACUACUUUUUUUUUUUUUUUUUUUUUUCUAGGCCCCAGAAAUUCCUGAGAAGUUAAGGCCACCAGGUCCAUUCACCCUACACUUUCUGGGGACCAGAUUUUUCCUGCCUUUUAAGCUUUUAUGGUAACUAGUAACUCUGUUGAAUUAUAAAUUCCGCACAGGUGAUGGAAAAAUCUCAGUCCCAGCCUCCUCCUCUUCCUCCUGCUGCUCCUCCUCCUCCGUUUGCCCUCACGUUACCUGCAGAGAGACAGACCGGGUAACUAGAGUCCCAGACACUCGGCUGGAAAUUUCUUUCUAAUGACUAAAAAAAAUUGGUCAAUCUGUUCAACCGGAUCCUGAAAGGAAAGAGGUGCUGAAGGUUAUACAAGCGCGUUGCAUAAUUUCAUCCAGCAGAUGUUAAGGCUUUGUGUGGCCCGAACUCCUCAAGCAUUAAAUCCAGAGGCAAUAGAAGAGGGUUUAGUGUUUCCACUAACGAUGUGCAUGUGAUUAACGAUCCCAGCAGACGGGUGACAAAUUAAAGGGGAAAUAAGGAGACGUUAAAGAUUAUUCAUUUUCCUGGCAUCUUUCCGCUCGGUUCCACUCGAGUCACGUGUCGCCGCAGAGAGCUCGAUCGUGUCUUUAACCUACGAUGGAACGUUUCUAUCCUGAUUGAGGGGCGUGGUCUCUUGUAUUUUCCAGCUUGACUCCGCCCCCCAUUCGCAGGGCACGAAAUCUCACCGAACGGUUCAAGAGGGAUGAGAACAAUGUGGCUUUCACAGAUAAAGUGAAACGUUAAACAGCGUAUCGCUUCAGUUUCAGAAGGGAUUGAAAUAACGAGUUAUUAAAUAUUACGUCAAACUAGUUACCGAGUCGAGUAAAACAUAAAACUGUCGUUAUCUGUUGUCUGGAAUAUUCAUAUUUCAAAUUGUUUCGAGAAAUUUUUAAAACCUGGUCAUAUUAAUAAUAUUAUUUGGACAUAAUAACUUCUCUGUAACACGUUAAUACGUUAAGGUAAUGACAUUAAAACAGCUCGUGCUUCAGGACAGAACCGUAAACUUCAGCGCCUCUUUGCUUCAGCUUCUUUCUGUCUCGAGUCUCAUCCUAACCAAAUCCCGAUCCUGUUUUCACUUAAGUGGCAGCAAAGUACUUACGGAUUGAUUUCGUGGCUGAGCAUGAGCUCGAUCUGUCCGUGUCCGUGAGCCCUGCGCGUCCCCGCUGCUCAGGUGCGCCGGCGCGUGUGUUAAUGGUCGAUGACGCUGGUUAAUAAUAAAACAGUCAAACCUGCUGCCAAUAACUGGAGCCAAGAGGCACUUCAACAACACCAUGAAUAAUUUUGUAGCCACCGAGUCACUAAUGAUCCUGAACGAUCUCCCGCCUUUGACUCGUUUUCUCUUUACUUUUCUUUUCUUGUCUAUAUUAUUUAUUCUACAAUUUGUAAGCUUUAUGGUAUUUUUUUUUGAGGGGUCAGGGUCAGUUCCCGAGACAGCGCUAUGAAUGCACUCAGAAAUAAAAGCACCAAACGGUCUGUUUUUGUAAAGUAUUUACAUUAAGUGUGUUUUAUACAGUAAAUCCACUUUUAGAGGAAACGUACAACGUUACCGAGCAUCACUAGGCCUAAAGCUACGAUUUUAUCCAUUCCGAUCCUACAAGAUAUAAAAUAUGUACACUUAAUGGUACCGAGUCAAAGUACCUUUGGUGGCCUUUUAUUUCUGACCGUGUGUUUUAGUUAGUGUAAUAAAAUGCACCACUAAAAUUGUUCCAGAAAGGAAAUAUCACCAUCGCCAAUAAAUAACUAAGAAAUUACCUGAUUCUAACAGUCCAGAAGAACCGUGUCAAGCUACGUGACUUUGGCACAGACCUUGUACUUUCAGGAUCUUUUGUCCCUUUAGUGUAUAUGUUUGUACCUGUUAUGGUAUGUAACUGGACCUUAAUGGGUACUUGCGUGCAUUUUGAUGCUUUAAAAGCCAAAGGCACACACACACACACCUGUGUAACUAGGGAGAAGGAGAAGUAUGGCUCAGUCCUGAGAUCUUUGAGAGCGAUGAAGGAAAACCAGUGCUUCAUAUCGGUGAUGCAGCUUUUGUGACAUUUUUAUAACAUUCUUGGGGCAACAAACCAAAAAUGUACAAAUUAACUUGAAAGUGAAGGCCCAUGUUUUUAAAAUAUUCACGUGAUUUAGUUCUCAUUGCGUCUAUUUUAAAACAACCUCCUAGACCUUUGUCUUAUUUCUGUGAUUGAUGAAUGGAGAGUCUACUGAGUUGUUGUUUUUUCCAUUGUUUUUCCUUUUUUUUUUUUUUUCCAGCUUGCAGUUAUUUUGCUAUUUUGUUUUUCUUUUUGUUGUUGUUGUUGUUGUUGUUCUGUGAAUGUAUUGGACUGACUUGAAGAAGUGUACAGAUAACAGUGUGUUUCUCUUAACCUUGACAUUUCCAGUUUGUACUUGGAGUUGGACUGGACUAGUUCCUGAUGUUUCUCUCUGACACGGUCACCAUUAAACAGUGCGGGCGUUGUAUUGACGCAUCGCCACCACCAGAGAGCGCUGUAGGCUCGAGGUGAAAAGCACGUGUGACGUGGAAGGAGAUGUAAAUACUGUGAAAUAUUGUGAAAAGACAAUACUGUACUGUAAAAUGACCCUUUCGACUUGAAAAGUAAUGUAACAUUUGGUCUUAAAGAUUUCCAUUAAAAAUAUUUGCUGUCUGAAUUAAAACUCAUCCUAGUCAUUUCA